AUGUCUUCACGCGACCACAAUGGAGACGGGCAACCCUCGCCCAAGCCCAUCUCCCUCUCUCUUUCCGGCUCAAAUGCUCCCUCGAAAAAGACCGGUUUCAACCUCCAAUCCUCGAAUCGCGGCCGUGCCACCGACUCCCCAGCAGCUAAAGGCCGGUCUCUCCCUCGGCGGCCUCACCAACUAGCGCACGGCGAUGACUCUGACGAAGAAGAAGCCGCCCCGGUUCACGAAGAAGUCUCAGGCUUCGACACGCAUACUGGUGGCGCGAUUACCGUUGACGGACAAGCGGUCGACGAUAAAAACCAGCCACUGGUAAUUCCAGUUACAAGCAAGAACAACUGGCGCGACCGAGCAGGUGUCAAUGUGAAGAAGGGCAAGAAUCUGCUUCCCCGUGAAGUGCAGGCUAUGCAAGAGGCGGAAAAGAAUGGACAAGCACCCGGUGGAGAUCCCACGGUCGAGACAGAUGCGCCGAGCAUGGCAUACGGUCUGAGUUUUGCGCAGCAGUCCGAAGCUCAGGAAGACAAGGGCGCAGCGAACGAUGAUCAAGCUAUGCCCGAUGCGAAGCCUGUUGCGACCAAGCCUCUUACCGACGACGAAAUUGCCAUGCAGGCGCUCAUUCGCGAGACCAAGGGCGACGUGGAGCGGAGAACUGAUCUUGUGAUUGAGUCAGCUACAAAGGACGAAGAUGAAGCCCCGGUUCACUACAGCGAGACCAGCUCUUUCCGGACAGAUGUGGCUUCGCGACCAGAGUCUGCUACUUUGGAUGCCUACAACGCCAUUCCGGUGGAGGAGUUUGGUGCUGCGUUGCUACGAGGAAUGGGCUGGAAGGACGGCCAAUCUAUCGGAAAGGGUAAUUAUGGUGGCGCCGCGGCUGCUGAGAAGGCGAAGAAUGCCCGUGUCCCCGAACGACGACCUGGAUUUCUCGGUAUUGGCGCAAAGGAUGCAUCUGGCGGCAAAGGUGCUGAAGCGGAGCUUGGCGCUUGGGGUAAAUCAGCCAUGCGCAAGGCAUCCAGGAAGGCAGGCGAAGAGAACGGAAAGGCAGAGGGUGUAUAUAUGCCCGUCACGAUGCGCAACAAGAAGACGGGUGAGCACCUUACCGAGGAAGAGCUCGAGGCCCUGAAAAAAGAGGCAAAAGCUGCCCCCAAGGAGGACGACUGGCGCGAGAGACGAGACCGCAACCUCGAAAAGAGCGGACGGGACAAGGACCGAGAAUAUCGCAAGCGUGAUUAUGAUGACGAGGAUCGCUCCCACCGGAGAAAUGGGUCUUCACGCCGUGACCGCAGUCUAUCCAGUGGCCGCCAAUCCUCCAGGCGAUCCCGGUAUGAUGACGACGAUCGAAGCAGACGGGACGAUCGUUCCCAUCGCGAUCGGGAUUAUGACCGGGAUCGUCGCCGGGACCGCCAUGAUGGUAAAGACCGACGGAGAGACCGCGAUCGAGAUCAUGAGAGAGAUCGUAGUGAUCGGAACAGAGACGAUAAGUACAGCAGUUCACGCUCGUCCCACUCAUCUCGACAUGACCGGGACCGAGAUCGCGAUAGCGACUCUCGUCGCAGCCGUCGCGACGAUUGA
Penicillium canescens is the source of this 1569-nucleotide messenger RNA. RefSeq names its product spliceosome ATPase-activating subunit SPP2 (gene spp2). The transcript has a single exon. Gene Ontology annotation, cellular component: spliceosomal complex. Gene Ontology annotation, molecular function: nucleic acid binding. NCBI's taxonomy places the organism in Eukaryota, Fungi, Ascomycota, Eurotiomycetes, Eurotiales, Aspergillaceae. Gene Ontology annotation, biological process: mRNA splicing, via spliceosome. The record is from RefSeq and is a predicted model, not a curated record. The coding region runs from base 1 to 1569 and encodes 522 amino acids.